CUUACACUGAUCAACUGAAGGUGCAAGCGAGCUGUCCUGUGGUACGCCAUGACAGGGACUGCAGUUAUACUGGUCUUAUCAGGACUGUGUUUCCUACCUCCCUGUUUUCCUCGUCUUUACAUCCUCGUUGAAAAUCCAAAGAACUGGUCUGAAGCUCAGAACUACUGCAAGUGGAAGUACACUGACCUGGCCUCUGUGCACAAUGAGCAAGACUUGGCUCAGCUCAAUGAACUUUUAGAAGGGAAGCUCAACACCUGGAUCGGACUGCAGGCUGACGCCGAGGCUUGGAAGUGGUCUUUGCAAAAACCAGGAUUCUAUGGUGAAGGAGAGGCUGGGUUCAGGAUGUGGAAUGCUGAUGAACCCAAUGGUGGUCCAGCAUACUACAAACUAUGUGCAGCAAUGUAUUACAGCAGUGGAUGGGUGGAUGCCAUUUGCUCGUGGUCUUUGAAAUUUAUUUGCUACAACGGCACGGGAGGAACAAACGACACUUCAUCGAGCUUCAUCUUCGUCGCUGAGCUUAAGACCUGGGAGGAGGCUCAGAGCUACUGCAGGGAGCACUACACUGACCUGGCCAGUGUGAGGAACCAAGCCGAGAAUGACCAGAUAAGGAAGAUGACCAAAGACAACGCAUAUACAUGGAUCGGCCUCUACAGAGACUCAUGGAAGUGGUCAGAUGGGAGCACACAUUCAUUCGCUAACUGGGCGACCAAUGCACCAUCCGUCACAUACUCCCACUCUUGUGCCGUUUCAAACUUUGGCAAAUGGCAGAACGCGGACUGCAACAUGCCGCGGAACUUUGUAUGUUACAGUGUUCCCACUGUGAGGAGGCAGGUGGUGCGGGUGGCGCUGAAGAAAACAGACGCCUCUGUGGACAUGGAGGAGCUGAAGGACGACAUCUUGCAGAAGUUAAACCAGAGACUGAAGGAUCACAAUGUGGGUGAAGACAUGAAACUGAGAUGGGUGGAGCAGCCUGAUGGAAAGGUCUUCCACAAGAAAGACACAGACAAGAAGAAGACUAACUACUGAAGUCACCAGUGAUGCUGUAAAUCAUCACACUACGCUCUUUUUAAGUGCACGGAUGCUUUCGGUUGUAGGCUCAGCAUCCAGCAUCCUCAUUUCCCCGUACCCAUGAUGAUCAUUUCCCUGUUCAGAGUGUGAAAACGACUCUGGAGCUUUGUUAAGACUGUGAAAAUAUCUCUGCUGAAAGCCUGUGUUACAAUCAUGGGAAUGUAGAGUUUGAAAGACAUCAUGUCCACUAACGUCAUAACAGUGCUCUACUAAAAAGUUGGUACCAAAUAAAGUUAAUGAUGAAUUUCAUCUUUUUUGGAUCGGAAAAUUUGGAAUAGAACAUAUUUUUGUGAAAUCAUAGCCACUACCUACGAACCACAACCUUUAACUUAACCUAAAUGUAACCUUAGCCCAGUCCCUGAAACAAAUAUAUGCUUUUCCAAGAGAAAUGGACAAAUUAUCUUUUUAUUUGUUGAAGAAAAAGGCACGUCAGCGUGCUUGGAACCAACCAUAAUUGCUACGCCUUUUAUAUGACUGGGAAUUGUGU
Molecule: messenger RNA, 1555 nt
Organism: Chelmon rostratus (copperband butterflyfish)
Lineage: Eukaryota; Metazoa; Chordata; Actinopteri; Chaetodontiformes; Chaetodontidae
Product: lymphocyte antigen 75-like
Exons: 5
Coding region: 49-1026 (325 amino acids)
Source: RefSeq, a predicted model, not a curated record